ACUGAGGACAGGGCAUUCACGUGUCGCCGGCGGCUCGAUAAAGGCCCUCUCUGGGCCGGCGGCCGCAUUCGGAGCUCAGAGUCCGUGCUAUCCGCAGCGUCCAUCUCCGCUCGCCCACCGCCCCCAGCUGAUUCUCAGUGUGAAGCGGAAACGUCAGUGACGAACCAUGGGAUCGUCUGUGAAGCUCAACAAUGGACAGAAGAUGCCGCUGCUCGGCCUCGGCUGCUGGCAGGCACCGGGAGAUGAGGUAGCUGCCGCCGUGGAGGCCGCCCUGCUGGCCGGAUACCGGCACAUCGACACCGCCUACAACUACCUGAACGAGGACGGCGUCGGCCGCGGCAUCAAGGCCGCCAUCGCCUCCGGCAAGGUCAAGAGAAGUGACAUUUUCGUAGUGACCAAGCUGCCGAUGAUCGGGAUGCAGGCGGGUAAGGUAGAGAAGUACCUCAGGAAGUCGAUAAAGGCUCUCGGUCUUGACUACGUUGACCUGUAUCUGGUUCACGCACCGCUAGGAUUCGCUGAGAGGAGUGAGUCAGACCCCUUUCCGAUGGACAACGGUAAGGUUGUUCUGGACUGCUCAACCGAUUUGAUUUCCGUAUGGAAGGACAUGGAGAAGAUGGUCUCCUUGGGCUUGGCGAAGUCGAUUGGAGUGUCCAACUUCACCGACAAACAGGUCCUCAAGAUCGUGUCGAAUGCCAAGAUCCCACCUGCAGUGCACCAGGUCGAGUGUCACGUCUACUUCCAGCAGCUAAAGAUGCGCGAGGUCUGCAAGAAGUACAACAUCGCCAUCACGGCCUACGCGCCUCUGGCCUCUCCCGGCAGGAAGGUGCUCUAUGAAAAGCGCGGCGUCAAGAUCGAGCUGCCCGACCUGCUGAACAAUCCCGUUGUACGUCUGGUGGCCGAGAAACACAAACGGACGGCGGCCCAGGUGCUGCUCAGGUUCCUGGUCCAGCAGGACAUCAUCGUCAUCCCCAAGUCAACCAACGCUGGUCGCAUCAAGCAGAACGGCGACAUCUUCAGCUUCAAGCUGGACGAGCUAGACAUGGAAGCCCUGCGUUUCUUGAAUCAAGGAGAGGCCGGCAGAAGCUUCACCAUGCUCUCGUUCCCUGGCGUUGAACGUCACCCCGAGUGUCCAUUCUAAGUGAAAAAUGUUACGCGUUUCUUAUUCACAAACAGCUGUUUGUUGGUUGUCCUAUUAGCAUAUUUAGAGGAAGAAAUGUAUUUUGUUGUGACGCAUUGCCGAUCCUCUGACCUGGCAGCGUCGCGAGCUUUGUUGCUCCUCUGUACCGUCCGCAG
This is a messenger RNA of Amphibalanus amphitrite, 1293 nucleotides long. Its product is annotated as 1,5-anhydro-D-fructose reductase-like. Gene Ontology annotation, cellular component: cytosol. Gene Ontology annotation, molecular function: aldose reductase (NADPH) activity. The transcript has a single exon. The coding region runs from base 167 to 1138 and encodes 323 amino acids. The record is from RefSeq and is a predicted model, not a curated record. NCBI's taxonomy places the organism in Eukaryota, Metazoa, Arthropoda, Thecostraca, Balanomorpha, Balanidae.